Molecule: messenger RNA, 4705 nt
Organism: Nanorana parkeri
Lineage: Eukaryota; Metazoa; Chordata; Amphibia; Anura; Dicroglossidae
Gene: IGSF9
Product: immunoglobulin superfamily member 9
Exons: 21
Coding region: 344-4651 (1435 amino acids)
Biological process (GO): cell-cell adhesion
Molecular function (GO): protein binding
Source: RefSeq, a predicted model, not a curated record
UCCGUCCCUCGUCCAUGCUCAGGAACCUGGACUGGGCCCGCACCUUCAGGUCUUGACGGCGAUGGCAAGCUGAGGGGAGACGAGGCGAUUGGAUCGACAGAGGGGGCUGCCCUUCCUCCGCAGGCUGCUAGAUGUUCCUUUGCCGCGGGAAGUUCAGUUAACGCCUAAGGGGGGGCAUCUGCUCCCAUUCAACAGAGUCUUCUUCUAACCCCCACAAUCCGGGCGAGAGGGCCCGAGUGACGGUUUAACACGCUCUACGGUGUCCAGACAGGCUGGAGGUCUGCGGAGGGUCUCUCCCGAUGCUGCUUGCAAGGACAAGUGACAUUAACCCCACUGGCGUCUUAUGCUCGACUGCCGGGUUUGUGCUAUGCGUUGGGCGUCUUGGACAGUCUACCUUUGCCUGCUGUUCUGCUGCGUUCAAGGUACCAUCCGAUCAGACGCUCAGACUGUGGUUGGCCGCAUAGGAGAGAGCGCGGUCCUGGGGUGCAGCCUCCUCCACCAGGACGCGGGGCGCCCUCCUCUCUACGUCAUCGAGUGGGUGCGAUUCGGCUACGUCCUCCCCAUCUUUAUCAAAUUCGGCCUCUACUCCCCACGCGUGGACCCUCAGUAUCUCGGACGGACGCGUAUCGAGGAAGGCGCCUCCCUGCGCGUGGACUCGCUCCGAUCCGAUGACCAGGGGUGGUACGAGUGUAGGGUGCUGUUCCUGGACCGCCACCACGGGGACGAAGACUUUGCUAACCAAUCACUCCCUGCUUUCUUCACAGCCCCGCCCUCUUUCCGAGAGACUCCACCCAUGUCCGUGGAAGUGCGCAUUGGAGACACGUUGACGCUCACCUGCCUGGCCUAUGGAAACCCGCAACCUGUCGUGUCCUGGAAGAGGGAGAACGUGGCGAUAGGGGGCGGAGACAAGGUCCAGGUCAGUAAUGGAUCGCUGCGGAUCAGCGGGGUGCAGAGGUCCAGCGCCGGCGUCUACACGUGUCACGCCACCAGCGAGGAAGGAGAGGUGACGCACGCAACGCGCGUCCUGGUCCAAGGUCCGCCCGUCAUUGUCGUCCCCCCGGAAAACAUCACCGUCAACGUUUCCCAAGAUGCCUUUCUGACCUGCCAGGCCGAGGCCUACCCCGCCAAUCUCACCUACAGCUGGUUCCACGGCAACAGCAACGUUUACCUGCUGAGCCGCCUCCAGUCCCGAGUGCGCAUCCUUGUGGACGGGAGCUUCCUGCUGCAGCAGGUCACCCCGGAGGAUUCUGGGAAAUACACCUGCAUCCCCAGCAACGGCCUGUGGAAGUCGCCCUCGGCCUCCGCCUACCUCACUGUGCUGCAUCCGGCCUAUGUGACCGACAUGCCGGCCGAAACCUUCCUGCCCAUCGGCAUGCCGGGCGCGAUCAGGUGCCCCGCCAGGGCCAAUCCGCCGCUCCUGUUCGUCAACUGGACCAAGGACGGCCUCCCGCUGGCGCUGGACAAGUUCCCGGGAUGGUACCUGGAAGAGGACGGGUCCAUCGCGGUGACCACGGGGAACGACGACGCCCUCGGCACCUACACCUGCACCCCCUACAACAGCUACGGCAGCAUGGGCAGGUCUCUGCCCACCGUCGUUAUCCUGAAGGACCCGCCCUCCUUCACCGACCUCCCAAAAGAGGAGUAUUUCCAGGACGUGGGGAGGGAGCUGAUCAUCCAGUGCACCGCCUCCGGGGACCCGCCUCCCGUCAUCAGCUGGGCCAAGCUUGGGGUUCCCGGUAAAAGUGGAGCUCAGAUGGAUGUGAACGGGAGUUUGAUAUUCAGACCUCUCACCAAGGAGGAGCACGGCACAUGGGAGUGCGCAGCUGCCAACAACGUUGCCAGGAUCAGCACACGCACCACUGUCUAUGUACUGGGCACAAGCCCCCACGCCGUCGGCAAUGUCUCCGCCCAGUCGUUGGUAAACGCGGUGAACGUCACCUGGACCCCCGGCUUCGAUGGAGGAUACAUCCAGAGGUUCAGCGUUUGGUAUGCCCCACUGGUGAAGCGCGUCAGUCACGGGCACCACGAGUGGAUUUCCCUGUCGGCGUCGGUUGGUUCCGGUCACCUGGUGGUGGAGAAGUUGCAGUCGGAGAACACAUACCAGUUCAGCGUUCUGUCGCAGAACAAGUUGGGAAGCGGGCCCUUCAGUGAGAUAGUGACGGCCUCUCCUAUUGGUAUCCCCUCCACCACCUUACCUCCACCUGUACCCACCACAGACUCUCGGGACACCCUGACCCCUCCCCGUUACCUGUCUGCCAACGAGACCUCCCGCGGAGUGCUGCUGACCUGGGCCCCGCCCCUGCGGUCCUUCCUCCCUCUGCGCGGCUACGGCCUGGAGUGCAGGCGCGAUGAGGGAGCCUGGGAGCUUCUCGACGAGUCCAUCCCCACCGCUCAGACGGAGCUCCUCGUUCCCGGGCUGUUUAAGGAUUCCCUCUACGAAUUCCGCUUGGUGGCGUUUGCCGGCGAUUACAUCAGCGAGCCCAGUAAUUCAGUGAACAUCUCCACGUCGGGGAUGAGGGUCUACCCCGCGCACACAGAGCUCCCGGAGGUUCAGCAGAAAUCCCUUAUGGCAGGGGUCGUUGGAGGAGCCUGCUUCCUUACCCUGGCGGUCAUCCUAAGCACCAUAGUUGCCUGCAUGAUGAACCGACGGAGGGUCAGACGUCGCCAGAAGAGGAGGCAGCAAGAUGCACCAAUGGUCUUCUCCCAACCCAAGAACGCUACUCCUUCACAAAAUUCUAAUGGUUCUAGCAGCCCCGACAGUCUCAUGAGGCUCAAGCUUCACGUAGCUCCGUACGAAAGCUUCCGGAAAUCUCUGCACUUGGGAGAGAAGACUGUGAACAACCUAGGCGUCAGCCACGGAAGUAGCGCGAGCGGCAAGUACGCCAUUUACGAGAGCCAUAUUGGAGAUUGCUUGCCGUUGGAGCGCAUCUGUCGCGGGCCCGAUGGGCGCUUCGUGGUGGAGACGGAGACGCGGCCAAAGAGGAGCAACAUCAGAGGCUUUCCGUAUGUGACCGAGACGGACCUGUAUCCAGAAUUCAACGCCAGGGACUCGUCGGAUCUCAGCCAGUGUUCACAGGCCAAAACAUACUUGCAGGUUUGUCCGCUACGGGAGAGGCUUUCAGGGUCUUGGCGGGACGAAGUGAAGUUGAGACCAAAGGCCACUGGCCAGGCUCGUAAGGAAGCAAGAGAUUCUGGGUAUCGCCAAGGGAGGUAUUUUGGAUGUAGCAGUAGUCCGCUAGAAGAAGCCAAACCCUUCCGGAUAUCGGACAUCAGCCCCGUAACAUCUUCCGUUCCUCUGCCGUACAGCCAGGUGGAGGAGGCGCGCUGUAGCGAUUCGGUUCAGAUAGAUGGAGAUUUAGAAAGAACUAUUUCGACUCUCCGGGAAUCUGAACAUGACUGUUUUUCGUCCUUGAGCACAGUAGUUAGAGCGCCUUCGUUACUUUUACAGAAACCUCUUGGGCUCAGCGACCAAGGAAGCCAACUAAGGCACAGCCUGUCCACUCAAAGUGGCAUCCUGCAGUAUCUUAGUCUACCGUUCUUCAAAGAGAUGAGUGUAGAUGGAGACUGGCCAGUGGAGGACGAGUCCCAAACCAGGACAUCAGAGCCCAGCUCUUCGGAGGCCGAGGAAAAAGAGAGUCCAAACAACAACCAUCUGGACGAUCGGACAUUGAUGAGCGUUGAUGGAACUAGCGGGAGCCGUAAGGAAGAGUCCCCGUGCGCUCCCCAAAAACUGUUGUCUCUUGACUAUGUAAACUGUAGCCAAGAGCAGUCUGUGCCUGUCAAAACCUUUCUAAAACCCCCCGAGCCCAACCUGGGACCUGCGAAAGCCGUCCUGCCUGGAAGUCUACUGUGGUCUCAACCUCCGGAGGACGCUGAGCAUUUUAAAGCUGGUCAGAGAGCACACUGGGGUCAUGGACACAUCCCUAUGGACCACAGGCUAGAGCAGCAUAUCCCAUCUCACUAUCAAUACUCUUUGAAGGACCAGCCGCUCUCGGUGUUCACUGACUUUCUGGCCUUGGAAAAGCAGAGGCCGCCGCUGGACAAAUCUCUCUUUCUGCAGGGCUCCGAGAAGGUGAUGCGGAGCAGCCUCACCAGUCAGAGCAGCGGCAGGGGGAGUGUCUCCUUUCUCAGGCCCCCCUCCUUGGCUCAAUCGGUGGGGGGCAGCUACCUCAAUUCACCGUUGGGUGAGACGUCUAGCUGGUACAGCGGAGGGGGGUCCCAGGGCUCCAGUGCGGAGGAUUAUCGGCACAGAAAGGACUCCUUGUUGGCAACUAUAAGCAAUAGAAGGAACACAUCCGUGGACGAGAAUUACGAAUGGGACUCGGAGUUCACCCUGGAAGCCGACCUCAUGGAUGCCCUUCAGGUCUACCGCAGCGGUAAUGGCGGCCGGCCCAUCUCCACCGUUGCUGUGGGCGACGUGGAAAGGCAAAGUUUGAAGCUUCCUCUGGAGGCAGAUCCAUGCCCGGCUGGCUCGGGAUCGCUGGACGACCUGGAUAACCGUUUCCCGCCGGCUCUGUCCAGCCCGGAAGAGCGCUGCGCAGCACUGAAGGAGGAGUUUUUGGAGUACCAGCGGCGCCGGCGGGCGGCGCAAACACUGAACCGGAAGAGCAAAGACUUUGAGGAAUGUUACGAACAAGCCACGCUACUCUGACCCCGGCGCUGCCCUUCGACCUAUCGGCGACAAGACCGCAAGGGACACUGUAAC